Molecule: messenger RNA, 5333 nt
Organism: Pocillopora meandrina
Lineage: Eukaryota; Metazoa; Cnidaria; Anthozoa; Scleractinia; Pocilloporidae
Source: the annotation of a GenBank genome assembly
AUGAAGCCAUUAUUCGAAUUAACCAAUCGUGAUAAUUUAGCAUACUGGAGCACGCGAGCUAAGCGUCUUGUUCAUUGUAAAAAAUAUGCUGAAGUCGAAAAUUUGCUGCUUCGUCUACCUAACAGUCCAGAAUAUCAGGAGAAUGAAGAGAUUAUUCGGGCAAAAAUUGCCCUAGCCUGGCAUAGAAAAGACAUCCAAGCGGUGUAUAAGCUCAUAGAGGUAGUUGGACCGUAAUUGUUUACGUUUUCGCUUUGAUGUGGUACGUUUUUUUUUUUUUUUUGUAUCUUGCAGCAGUUGUAAGUUGUUAGUUUCGCGUUCUAAUUUCUGCUUGGAAUUUGUUCAUAUCCAGGAAGGGACAUUCUCUCAAGGCGACGAUCUUAUUGAAAUAUGGGACGAAGCUCAUGUUUAUGAAGCAAAAGCGAGAACUGCAGUCCAAAGAUUUCGCGUGCGACAAAGGUUUGUUUCAUUGGUCUUAGCGGUACAUCUUCGAGUUUAAAAGAAAAAGUGAUAAUGAUACUAGAGUUUGAUUUAUUUAAUAUAUACUCUAAAAGAUUCUGGAAAGUGACUGAUUGGGAGUUUUUCACAUUUGAUAAGUUUCUUCAUAUUCUCUAUUUACAUAUAGACUUUGAUAAGGCCGUUAGGAUUUUACUUCGUUUCUAUCAUAUCUUUAAGAAAAAAAGGAAAUAGUCGUGUGUGAAUUUCAGUUUAGAAGUGAUAAAUGAUAUACAUCGGCGCAGAAUCUUUCCGUCUCCAAGAUAUGUCGCACAGCUUUGAUCGAGAUAUAGAUUAACCCUAGAGGAAUCGAAUUACUUAAAAAAACGGAAGCGUAAAUGAGGACGAGCAUAGUAAAAUAUAAAUGGUGUAUUCAUCAACCAAAGGUCCAAUUUUUAUACCGUCUGUAAUACUUCUCGACAAGGAAUUGAAGAAAAGUUAGAGUACUGUACACUUGAUUUAUCAUUUUUAUUUGCUGUAACUAAUUUUCGGAUUAUCAUCUUGAUUUAUCAUUUUACCUGAGUAAUUUGCGUUUAUAUCAGCCGAUAUGUCGACAAUAGCUCGAAGCUCACAGUGUCCCUCGAGCUUCGCUCUCGGAAAUUGUUUGCAUCUCGGAACAGAUAAUGUCUUUGAACAAAUAUCCGUGCAUAUUUUCGCGCCAAAUGGAAGCUACUGUGUCUAUUAACCUCAUUAUAUUUUUGCAACGCGCAGGUAAAAUUUUUACAACUAAUUUGCUUUUUUUUUUUUUUUUUUUUUGCGCGUGGGUUGUUUACUUUGUAUUGUUCUCUGAUACGACUUUAUGAACAAACAAACAUAUCAUUUAUACAGUAACAAUAGCUAAACAAGGUUUCAUCUUGAACUAAAUUUUCAACGAAUUCUUUAUCGUAGUUGGGCCUGUUUACAUGGAGGUGGGGGACCCCAGGUAGGUGAGGUAACCCGCUUAGCUGUGGUCGAAAAAUAAAACGCGUUUACAUGCAAUCUUACAACCCCGGGGUGCUGGGGUGAGGUUUCUUGAGGUUGUUGUUGCGCUUGCAUUUAAGGAGUUUGAGCAGAGGCUUCCCAAGCUCACAUCUCGAGAAACACGAAAGAUUAAUUCUCGAACACAUAUGUAUUUAUUCAUGAAAGCGUCACGCGUUGUGUUACGCGGUGUCUGGUUUCGCAAGGAACUAUUGACUUAAUACGUUAUACGGAAUAGUUUGGGAAACCAAAUAUGGUCGAUUUACAACGCUAAAUAUUCUGAAAUGUGAACAUUUUACACUCCUUGUGUUUCCGUUGCGGUUUGUGGUGAUUUCUGCCAGGAGACGGCUAGGAAAUGUGCAAAGAUUUAAAAAUACAUGUUUCGCUUUUGAGCUUUUUGCCAUGAAUGCGACCCCGUCUAGGCGGGUUACCCCACCUUGAACGUUUACAUGGCAAAUUGUCACCCCAGCUGACAGGGUUACCCUACCUGGCAGACUAGGCGACCCGCCAAGGCGGGUCACCCCACCCAUCAUGUAAACGUGAUCAAAAUAAAAUAAGAAAUUAUAUGGACAGGCGGGUGACCCCACCUCGGCGGGUUACGAGUAUAGCAGAAGCACCUUCGAUCAGGUGGUGAGUUUAGACCAAUCGUAGACGGGCAAAGAACUUGAUGGAUUAUAAUAAUUAACAUGCCAUAGUCUUACAGUAAAGCACUUCCUUUGUUCGUGUGGUACACGGGAUGUUUUCCCUUAACUUGAAUCUGAUGAACUUAACGGAUUGAAUAGCAGAUAGACUGUUCUAUGAUACUGUGAAAAACUUGCAUCAUGUACAGAGAAGCAAAAGCAGAACAUAUGUAGCUUGUCCAUGAAGCUAUAGUGCCAGAACCUAAGCCGGCAAGCCACAGUAAUUACUUUUUUUCUUUCCUGGUGGUGGGUACUCUUAGAACGGUUAUCUCUUCACAACGGAAACGUCCAUUUAAGUGGGAGGACAACCAUUAGAUAUGAAUAGAGAUGUUCUACCCAUUCAAUAAUAGAUACAAAAACUGUUGCAUUACGUCCUCUUCCACCCUACAAAUGCCAGUCCUCUGCAGCGGCCGCCCUCACAAUUUCCAAGGUGGCAGUUAAGGAGAGGUUCGCCUGUAUCAUGAAUUCUGUUUUAAUAAACAAGGGGACACUGAAGGAGGUCCUGGUAUGCGUUUUACCCGCUUUUCAUACCAUAAAAACAGCCUGCCUUCUCUCACUUCCUCCCCCCCUCCAUCCCCUCCUCUCCCCUCCCACUCAGUUGACAGUGAAAUGCUUGUAAGUGCCCCCACCCCACACUCAAACUGGACAAUUACAGCAUGUACCCUUACCACGCGCCAGCUUACGGCUAACGGACAGGUCGAGGUUUAGAAAUCCUUGAUUUACUUGUUAUCCACAGGUUCCCACCUCCGCGGAGCAUCUGCCCUUCAGGUUUUCGCAAGAAGAAAGGAAUUCCCAGAGAAACCUGUAAAGCACUACAGGCGUGGCUCAUGCAACGCAUCAGGAAUCCCUACCCUGACUCAACUGAGAAAAUUAUGUUAGCUGAGCAGCACGGAAUUACUUUAGCUCAGGUAGCGUAUAAAAAAGAGAAAGAAAAGCAUUAAUCAGAGAAUUGAAAAUUCCAUAACAUCAGAAAGGACUCUGCGUUUAGGUUUCCCUAGAAAACUUUAAAGGGCUACGUCACUAUUAGUCUACUUCCCAUUAGGCAUGUCAACGGAUGUGUUACGUGACUUCCCUAUUAAGGCAGCGGAGCCGUACAGAUUUAAUAUCAAUUUUUGUUUAGCAUGAAGUACGUAUGACGAAUGAAAGAGAACUAUACGAAAAAACCCAAUUCACCACAGAUUAUCCUCCGAGAUCGCAAUUACAAUAUUUUCUGGGGGAGAAUGGCCCCAGACACCCCAAAAAACUCGCGCUCCUGAGGCUAGUUUUCAAGCCCUCCCAGUGGAUAGAAACAAAAAAUAGUUAACAUAAAAAACAAGAAGAAACAAGGAUAGCUAAGGAUGGAGAAGAUUAAAGCUUGGGGCAAACAAUGAACUUGAAUAAUUUUUUUUCAGAAAUUAAUUAAAUUGAAAUUUGUUCGAUGUUCAAGCCGUGACCUAUCCCUGGGCACGCCAAUUGAUACAACAUCGGCCUUUCUCCCUCGGUGACAUAAUGAAACUAUCCUCGAAUUGCGUAAACCCAAACAAGCGAUUUGAAACACUUUCGGUGAAAACAAAUAUAAUCGAAAGAAUCAAGAAAACUUUGGAACCGUUUCUGUUAUUUUCGUUUAAGCUAAAGACCUGGUUUGCCAACGCCCGAAGACGUCUCCGAAACCGCCACGUAUUAAAAUGUCCCAAAAAGAAGAAGAAGAAUCUUUGGCAGAGAAAAACACUACAGAAAACGAGAAAAGACGUCGCCAUAUCAGAGAGAAGCGCAUCUGCUUUAUCUCUCAACGCAGCUCAAGGGCAGAAACAACCUCAAAGGUAUCAAGCAAUCACAACGAUGUUGGCUGUAACUUUUGUUGUCCAAAAAGUCGGUUGUAUUGGUGCAAUGAAACACAUCGCACAUAUCAUCUGAAAAUGUAAUAAUUAAGAACUAUUCACCGAAGUGAAGGUGGCUAGUUUUUGACAAAGCGGCGAGGUAAACAUCCACCCCUAGCCACCGUCACACUGAGGUGAAUCGUUACGUCAGUAUAUACUAAAGAAGUGAGAUAAUAUAACAUAAAAGGAUAAUUUUAACUCAUCUAUUCCUGCAAAAUUUUCGGGUGCAAAUUCCGUGAGAGUUGCUUGGAGGCGAAUAUCAAAGGAUAUACGUAGUAGCCAAUCAGAGCGCGCCUUAAACGCUAUCUGCCGUUUUAGUAUAAACUAAUUAACAUUGAAAUAUGUGGCGUAGGUUUAGCAACAGGGAAUAACCCAACAGUUUUUUUUAAUGUGAAUUUGGAAGAAGACAAAACAAGCUGGAAAAGCGAUAAGAAAACAUGUCAUACAGUCGUAACAGCGCUGAAGAGGCAACUCUUGACUUACGAGGUAAUUUGGUACUAUCAACUGAGUCGUAGAUAACGUAAAUUGGUUACCGUUAGGAGUGUUAAAGCUGAUAUUCGAGCGCGGGUCCUUGUUAGAGCGCAGGGGGACAUUCUCCAUUCACUCUGACGAAGGGCUAGCACUCGAAACGUCCGCUUUGAAACUCUUAACGGUGGCCAAUUUACGCUAUCGACUCAGUUGAUAAUACCAAAUUACCUUGUUAUACUCUCCCACUGACGCCGCACCACAGUUUCCUAAGAAACUUACCCUCUUCAUUCAACUCUUGACUAAGUUUGAGGUUAAUCUUGAUUAGUUGAAAAAUCUGCCUGCUUGCUCUAACUGGCUAAACGACUUUGUCGAUGUUAGCCUCCGCACAUAAGUCCUAUACGAUUCUGAUGUUAUAAACUAAAGUAUUAAAAAGAUCUUCCGAGUCCUAGAUACCCUCAAUUUCAAAAUGGGGCUUAGUGCACAAAAUAACUUUGUAAAUGAAUAACAUUUGCAGCGAGUGAAAAAGUCAUUUUCUUGUUACAAGCCUUCAACUUACUCUCACUUUGAGACAAAAGCCGUGAGAUGACUCACUGGAAAGCUUUUUGUCACCCACAGAUUUCAAAUCGCUGAUAUAAAGAGUCAAGUUAUGUGGAAUAGUAUCAUGACUGACUUUCCAGGAGUGUCCAUGAUGAACGGUAUUCCACAAUUUGCAGCGCCUUUUGUUCCUGUCAACGUUACCUUUCCCUAUCAGUUGUCAUGGUUACCCGCUGUGCACCCAACUGCAUUCUUGCCGGUUCAGUUUCCAUGGUCACCCUCGUACGAUCGGUCUGAUAAUGAAGUCGUUGUUAAGAGAGUUUGCGAAGAGUGCCUAGCGGAAUCA